Messenger RNA from Cantharellus anzutake, 1142 nucleotides. RefSeq lists its product as uncharacterized. The record is from RefSeq and is a predicted model, not a curated record. Lineage: Eukaryota; Fungi; Basidiomycota; Agaricomycetes; Cantharellales; Hydnaceae. The transcript has 3 exons. The coding region runs from base 305 to 808 and encodes 167 amino acids.
GGCAAGCUAGUAUACUUUCGCACCCAAUGUAAUCACAAUCAUGCUUCUUGUGUUGAACCCGAAUUUCCCAUAUCGACUAAAACAGCGCAAGUGGAACCCAUUGGCUCAAUGAUCGUGACAGCAAGGGCCAUUCAAUUGGUGAGGAGUGUGAAGCCGUCACAUCUCCUUCGAUUUGUAAAUAUUCUUUGUGAAUGGAACGAGCCCGCACGCAACUUGCGCCACUUGGACGUUAAUUCGAUGCUUUGUUCGCAAAAGAUAAACUGCAGAGGGAGUUCGAUUACUUCAUCCUACGACAGUUACUCUGAUGCACAGCAGCGAAUUAUUCAACCUGGGUCUUCGGGGAGCUGGAUUGAAUCCCAAGCCACCGCGUUUUACAACCUGCAUCCGAAAUAGCUUAUUUUACAUUUCGACAUUGCGUGUCGCGCGCGCACGUCCACGUCCACGAACAAAGAAAACUGGGUACGAGCCUGCACCCGCAGCUAUCUUUUCUCGACCGGAUCAUGUCUUUCCUCACCGACGUCAGUUGGCCACAUCACGAAAAUCGGACAGGCAACUGGAGCAAAGCCCCCUGCUCGGCAUCUUCAACGUUGCUCGUAACCAAAACGCGUUGCACGAAUCUCGUUAUCAUGGGAUUUAUGACAGGCUCCUGGACUAUUACUACUCCGUAGCGGGUCCAUCCACGAUUCCAUUCCCGUCCCUUCCUUUGACCUCUAAGUAUGCCUCUCUCUUCGUCUGCACACACUCCUCUAUAAUGUCUAUUCUGAAGUCGACUCCGUUCUCCACUACCCCUCCAAUCAUACCAACUUAGGUCCCUUAGGUGCCUCGUUCACCUUUGUAACUUGCAUGCCUUCACACGGUCGUUCCGUCGAUGAUCCACGAUUUACAUUCAUGUUUAAUUCGCUACAUUCCGAACGCCGAUUGCCACCAUUCUUCCCUGAACGCAUGUGUACGACCAUGCCACAGAUCACGAAAAUCAGACUGGCGCCCCCCGUGCUCCAGGUGCCUGCAGGCGCUCUGGAGCCUCCGGAGCGCUCUGGACCAGGGGACUCUGCUAUUGCCUGUCCGAUGUUAAUGAGGUUUUCCUACAGCAGCUGUCACAAGUGGAGGAUAUCACUGGUGUGUUGGUGAAUUUUCCAUCCAUG